Molecule: messenger RNA, 3630 nt
Organism: Gracilinanus agilis (Agile Gracile Mouse Opossum)
Lineage: Eukaryota; Metazoa; Chordata; Mammalia; Didelphimorphia; Didelphidae
Gene: ANKRD24
Product: ankyrin repeat domain 24
Exons: 20
Coding region: 127-3213 (1028 amino acids)
Molecular function (GO): actin binding
Source: RefSeq, a predicted model, not a curated record
AGUAGCAGGGGCCCAAGGGUCCCGGGGGAUGAGGCUGGCUGGGCUCAGUCCCGUAUUCGGGCAGCACCGCCCCGAGGCCAGAGCCCCAAGCCCCGGGCCCCAGGCUUCUCCGGCCCCAAUCCCCGAAUGGCCGCAGCCCCGGAGCUCGCCUUGGACGUGAUGAAGCAGAUCUGUCUCUGCGCCACCGCCUCCUUCUCGAGCCAGGACUGGGGAAGGAGUGAUGAGAAGCUGAUGCAGGCUGUGGAGAGUAACGACGCCACUCGAGUCUCUGCCCUGAUUGCCCGAAAAGGGCUGGUUCCUACCAAGUUGGAUCCGGAGGGCAAGUCCUCGUUUCAUUUGGCUGCUAUGCGAGGGGCAUCGGCCUGCCUGGAGGUGAUGCUGGCCCAUGGUGCCAAUGUCAUGAGCACUGAUGGCUCAGGUUAUAAUGCCCUCCAUCUGGCAGCAAAGUACGGACAUCCUCAGUGUUUGAAACAAUUGCUGCAGGCAUCCUGUGUGGUAGACACUGUGGACAGCAGUGGUUGGACAGCACUCCAUCAUGCAGCAGCUGGUGGCUGCCUGGCCUGCUCUGAAUUGCUUUGCUCCUUCAAAGCCCAAAUGAACCCUAGAGACCGGUCAGGUGUAACACCCCUUAUCCUGGCAGCACAAAUGUGUCACCCAGAGCUGUGCCGUCUCCUUCUGCAGCGUGGGGCUGCUGUGAAUGACCGAGACCAGCAGGGCAGGACAGCUCUGAUGUUGGCAUGUGAAGGGGCCAGUCCAGAGACAGUGGAGGUACUACUACAAGGAGGUGCCCGUCCUGGGCUCACCGAUGCCUUGGGCCAGGAUGCGGCACAUUAUGGAGCUGCAGCAGGAGAUGCCCUGAUCCUGCACCUCCUACAAGAAGCCGUACAAAACCAGGUUCUGACUGAAGAGGACUCGGCAGAAGUGUCUUCUCAGACAUCUCAGUCCAGUCGGGAAAGGGCAGGAGCCCCUAAGAAGAGGAAAGCCCCUCCUCCUCCUGCUAGCAUUCCUGUCCCGGAUGACAGGGAGGCUUAUGAAGAGAUUGUACGGCUAAGACAGGAGCGAGGUCAGCUUCUCCAGAAGAUCCGAGGCCUGGAACAGCGGAAAGAGAGGAAGAGGCAGGAGGAAGCGGAAGACAGCUCUCUGCAGAGCCUGGAGAGACAGGUACAAGAGCUGCAGCAGCUGUUGGCUGAGAAACAGGAGGAAAAGGAGAGUCUGGGUCGUGAGGUGGAGAGUCUGCAGAGCCGCCUGUCCCUUCUGGAGAACGACAAGGAAAACACCAGCUAUGACGUGGCCACACUGCAGGAUGAAGAGGGGGAACUGUCAGACUACCCAGGGGUUGAUGGACUGCCAUCCAAGGGGCUAAGCCCUGCUGCUCAGGAAUUGCUGGCCUCCCUACAGGACCAGGUGGCAUCACUUACCAAACAAAACCAGGAAUUGAUGGAAAAGGUCCAGGUCCUGGAGAACUUCGAGAAAGACCAGAUGGACUUGGAGGCGUCGCCAGACUACAUCCCGGUCCUUCUCUAUGAUACACUGAAGGCUGAACUUGACCAGGUCCGGAAACAGCAUGAAGAGGCCCUCAAGGCUCUGGAGCAGCGCAGGGUAGAAGAGGAGAUCAUGGGAGCACGGGAGGAGGGCAAGGAGGAUGAGACCAAAGGGAAGAAGGACAAUGAAAAGGGCAAAAAUGAAACCGGAGUCAAAAACGACAAGGGAAAAGAGGGCGCAAAGGAGAAAAAAAAGGGUGAGAGUGAAGCGAAGGAGAAAGAAGUAUGUGAGACUGAAAUGAACGGGAAAGAGGAGGAAAAGGACAAGAUGGAAGUGAAGGAGAAAGCCGCGGCAGAAAGUGAAGCAGCGGGCGAGGACGGGGAUGGAGGGACCCCAGAGGACGAGCCAGAAGAGCCUGAGGCUCCUGGCCCUGAGGCAGAUGAAAAGACCAAGGCCAAUGCUGCCGAGGCGUCAGAGCAGCUGCAGGAAGAGCUGGAAUCCCGAAUUCGGGCCCUGGAGGAGGCCCUGCGGCAAAGAGAGAGGGAGGCAGCAGCAGAGCUGGAAGUGGCCAGGGGCAAGUGCGAGGCCGCUGAAGCUGAGGCCGGCCGGCUGCGGGAGCGGGUGCGGGAGGCAGAGGGUUCCGCCAAUGUCAGCGGGGGAAGCAGCGGUGGUGGCGGUGGUAUCGGUAGCAGUGGUAGUGGCGACUCAGCGCAGCUCAGAGCGGCCCUGGAACAGGCCCGAGAGGACCUACGAGACCGCGACGAGCGGCUCCGGAAGCUAGAAGCCCGGGCGGAGGAGGCCGUGGCGCUGGAGGCCGAGAGAAAUCAGAUGCGAGUGGAGGCUGAGGCAGCACGAAAAGAGCAGCAGCGGCUGGAGGCGGAGAUGCAACUGGAGGGCCUGCGCGAGGAGCUGGACUCUACGUGCGUGCCUCGACGCCAACAUCUGGAGACCAUGGAGGAGCUGGGCCGGGCGCGGGAUGCGGCCGAGAGCCGGGCGCACGAGCUGGAAAGCGUGUGCGAGGAGGCCCGGCGAGGCCUGGCCGAGCUACGCGAGGCUUCCGAGGAGGCGGCCCGUGAGCUCCGCGCCCGGGCGCAGGAGCUGGAGCAGGAGCUCGUGGUAAAGGGCAAGGAGGCGGCGCGGUUGCAGGCGGAGCUGGAGCGCGAGCGGGCGGGUAGUGUGGCACGGUCAGAGCACGAGCGUGUGGCGGGGGCCCUGCGCGCCGAGGCAGAGCAGCUGGCUGCGCGUCUGGAUGAGCUAGGGCGGAGGCACGAGAAGACGAGCGCCGAGGUGUUCCAGGUGCAGCGAGAGGCGCUCUUCAUGAAGAGCGAACGGCACGCGGCCGAAGCGCAGCUGGCCACCGCCGAGCAGCAGCUGCGCAGCCUCCGUGCCGAGGUAGAGCGCGCGCGCCAGGCUCAGGGCCGAGCGCAGGAGGUCAUGGACAAGGCCAAGGAGAAGGACAGGAAGAUCACAGAACUGUCCAAAGAAGUUUUUAACCUCAAGGAGGCCCUCAAGGGCCAGCCUAUUGCCCCCUCCUCAGAGGUGGCCACCCUCCAGGGCCAGGUGAAGACCCUACAACAGCAACUGGAGGAUGCACAGAGAUGUCACAGCACAGUGGUGUCCUUGUAUCGGAGCCACCUACUUUAUGCCAUCCAGGGUCAGAUGGAUGAAGAUGUCCAGCGAAUCCUGUAUCAGAUCUUGCAGAUGCAGCGGCUCCAGGCACAGGGCCGAUGAAAGGUCUUGGGCCCUAGCCUCACCUUCCUCGACUUGUGCAUAUUCUCCAGACUCUGGAGCUGCCCAGGGUACACUUUCUGGACCCUGGCAUCACUUCAGGGUGAAGCUUUCUAAACACAGGCACACCCUUUGGACCCUGGCACUGCCCAAGUCACACCCAUAGAGCCUGGCACCACCCCAGUACAACUUCCAAACCCAGACACAGUCUCUGAACUUUGGGGCUCCUCUUUUUCCUUUACAGCUCAUCCCACAAAGGCCCCCUUUCCCCAAGCUAUCUGUGUACACAGAUGGGGAGGAGAGGGAUGUUGGGGAUUGAGACAAAGGCAUCGAACCUCCAGAGGCCUAAGAUCCUGUGAUAGUCUUUCAGCCCACACCCCAUACCCAGACACACCAAUAAACUUAUUUAUAUUCACAGAA